Molecule: messenger RNA, 1100 nt
Organism: Cucumis sativus (cucumber)
Lineage: Eukaryota; Viridiplantae; Streptophyta; Magnoliopsida; Cucurbitales; Cucurbitaceae
Product: F-box protein GID2
Exons: 1
Coding region: 308-880 (190 amino acids)
Biological process (GO): regulation of gibberellic acid mediated signaling pathway
Cellular component (GO): SCF ubiquitin ligase complex
Molecular function (GO): protein binding
Source: RefSeq, a predicted model, not a curated record
GUGGGAAGAAGACACAAGGCGAAGACACAGUUGGUCAAUUUGGAGAAAAAAGCAUCCAAGUGCAUUCAAUUCUCAUCUUGUCUUCUUCGUAAACCUUCAAAACUUAUGCUUUAAGUCUUAACCACUCUUCCCCCAAUUCCAAACCCAACUUUCGUUUCUUUUUUUCAUCCUCAAUCCUCAAUCCUCAUUACCCAAUUCCCAUUUCUUCCUUAUCAAUUUCGAUCCUUAUUAAACCUCACCCACUAUGGUUUCUCUCAAUUUCUCCUUUUCUUUUCACUAAAACCGGAUUUUCCUAUUUGUUUUUUAGAUGAAGCGAGUUGUUCCAGAUGGGGUUGGGGAUCGGAAGAUGGGGAAGAAACCUAAGGCGGAAACCCAAGAUUUUACCCGCGGAGGUGGAGGAGAAGACUGCUCCGACAAGACUGGAUUUAUGAAUUUGGAUGAUAAUUUGUUGUUUGAGGUUUUUAAACAUGUGGAUGCUAGGACUUUGGCUAUGGCGGCCUGUGUGAGCAAGCAAUGGCAUAAAACCGCCGAAGAUGAGCGGCUUUGGGAGCUGAUCUGCACCAGACACUGGGCUAACACCGGCUGCGGCAACCAACAACUCCGAUCUGUAGUUCUCGCCCUCGGCGGCUUCCGUCGACUUCACUCCCUCUUCAUCUGGCCUCUUACCAAGCCCCAAUCCUCCUCCUCCUCUUCCUCCUCCUCCUCUUCCUCCUCAUCUUCAUCCGCAUCCUCUUCCUCGUCCGCAUCUUGGUCUCCGUUUCCGGCAAUGAUUGGAUCGAAACCGCCGGCCCGGUGGGGGAAAGAUGAGGUCCAUCUCUCACUUUCCCUUCUCUCAAUUCGUUACUACGAGAAGAUGAAUUUCAGCAACAGAGGCAGAUGAGUGGCUUGGCUUCCAUAUUCAGUCCAUUUAACCAUUUUCCUUUCAAAUUUGGCAAUUGAAAUUUCCCUUUCAAUGUGUUUUGGAUUUGAUCUGGGGUUUGUUCUUUCCUUUUUUUUUUUCUUUCUUUUUUCUCUUUCCUUUUGUUUAUUUAGAUCUGUAUCUGAUUUGGGUGUGUACUUUAUAAAGCAACAUAAAUUAAAUCUCUAACUUUGUUUAUCUA